Puntigrus tetrazona (Sumatra barb) is the source of this 2379-nucleotide messenger RNA. Its product is annotated as macrophage receptor MARCO-like. The coding region runs from base 49 to 2013 and encodes 654 amino acids. Lineage: Eukaryota; Metazoa; Chordata; Actinopteri; Cypriniformes; Cyprinidae. The transcript has 29 exons. Gene Ontology annotation, cellular component: membrane. The record is from RefSeq and is a predicted model, not a curated record.
AAACCAUCACCCUGGUUGUGUCCAGGUCAGUGUGUGGUGGAGUAACUGAUGGAGACCAACGUGGACGAUAUUGACCUGAAGGCCUCUGUAUUCAGCCAAGCAAACCCUCUUUAUGACAACACCAUGAAGCUGACUGACCAUGAUGACUUCCAGCACAGCAAACUAAAUUCAAAAAAGCCAGCGACAAACCUUUGCUGCAUUUCUGUUCUCGUACUGUUUUUGCUGCUGCUGACUGGACUGGUUUCUUUGUUGGCAUAUAAAGUCAUUACUCUGGAGGCUUUGGUUCAUCUUCACUAUACAUCAGCUGAUGCCAAAAUAGCGGCACUCAUGUCUGCUGAAGGAAUCAACCUGGGCAGCUCCAAUUCAGAUCAGUGUCUCUCCGAUAUGUGUGGGAACAAUGGGACUCUAGAGAAUCUAAGGACUCAGCUAAACCAGCUCAACAUUAGUGCACAAAGAGCCAUAGUUUGUCCGCCUGGUCCACCUGGCAAACCUGGAUUAAACGGUCCUCCUGGAGUGCCAGGGAUGGCGGGACAGAAAGGACAGGCUGGCUCACCAGGUCAGGUAGGUAAGCCUGGAGCUCCAGGUGAUAAAGGACAGAAAGGAGACCAAGGACUAGCAGGUGAAAGGGGCCCGACUGGCAUGAUGGGUGCACCUGGCAUUCCUGGCUUGAAGGGGGAUACAGGACAGAGAGGAUUAACAGGUUUACCUGGGACUGAUGGUCGUCAAGGUGCAGUGGGAAAGACUGGUAUCCAAGGAAUACCAGGUCUCCAUGGGCCACCAGGUCCUAAAGGAGACCCAGGUGCCAGAGGUGAGAGAGGUGAACGGGGGCCUUCAGGUCCUAGUGGUCUUUCUGGUCUGCAAGGACCACCUGGUGAAAAAGGUUCACCUGGACCAAAGGGAGACACUAGUGUUGGCCUUCCAGGGCGCCCAGGACCACAGGGACAAAAGGGAAGUCAAGGACUGACAGGUGUUCCUGGACUUCGGGGUACAAAUGGAGAAAAGGGCAGUAAAGGUGAUCAAGGCCUGAGGGGAACUCAAGGUCUUAAGGGAGAGAAGGGUGAUGUAGGACCCCUGAGUAGCGCCCCUGGUCCUAAAGGAGACCCAGGUGCCAGAGGUGAGAGAGGUGAACGGGGGCCUUCAGGUCCUAGUGGACCUCCUGGUCUACAAGGACCACCUGGAGUAAAAGGUUCACCUGGACCAAAGGGAAACACUGGUGUUGGCCUUCCAGGGCCACCAGGUCAACGGGGAGAAAAGGGAAGUCAAGGAUUGUCAGGUGUUCCUGGACUUCGAGGUCCAAAUGGAGAAAAGGGCAGUAGAGGUGAUCAAGGCCUGAUGGGAACUCAAGGUCUUAAGGGAGAGAAAGGUGGUGUAGGACCCCCGAGUAGCACCCCUGGUCCUAAAGGAGACCCAGGUGCCAAAGGUCAGAGAGGAGAGCAGGGGCCUUCAGGUCCUAGUGGACCUCGUGGUCCGAUGGGACCUUCUGGUCUCCAAGGACCACCUGGACUAAAAGGUUCACCUGGACCAAAGGGAGACACCGGUGUUGGCCUUCGAGGGGUCCCAGGACAACAGGGACAAAAGGGAAGUCAAGGAUCUGCAGGUGUUCCUGGACUUCGAGGUCCAAAUGGAGAAAAGGGCAGUAAAGGUGAUCAAGGCCUCAGGGGAUCUCAAGGUCUGAAAGGAGCAAAGGGUGAUGUAGGACCCCUGAGUAGACCCUCUGCUGUGAUUCGUUUAGUGGGAGGUUCCAGCCGCGGAAGAGUGGAGGUGCUUCAUGAGAAUGCCUGGGGAACGGUGUGUGAUGACAGCUUUGACACUGUGGACGGUACGGUGGUGUGCAAGAUGCUGGGUUUCCAGAGGGCCACUCAGGUGUUCACGGAAGGUGCAGGAACUGGACGUAUCUGGCUGGACGAGAUGAGAUGUACCGGAAAUGAGAUGAGCAUUUUUGACUGUCCACAUGGAGGAUUCGGAGUUCAUAACUGUGGCCACAGUGAAGAUGCGGGAGUUAGCUGUGUCUGAAUAAAAGAAAAAAACAUCUCACACCAAAAAUUUUGCUUCUUGACUUUUAGCCAGCUAGUGCUUUUUAGUGCACGUAUACCGUCAGUUCUCCUCAAACAUAUGCAGUUAUCAAAUUAUGAAAUUACUGCAUAGUAAAACCAAACUUAUUGUUGUCAGAUGUUCUGCUUGAGAAGUAUGCGUGGUGUCAUUAAGGCAGCAACAUCUAUGCAUUUCUGAGUUGGAUUUAUGUGUGCCAAUAUUUUUGGCCUAUGCACUAUAUAAAUGUAUAAUCACCACAAUAAAUUCAUCCAUGUGUACUGUGCUAUCCUAAAACUGUCCUGACAUAUAACACUCAGACACAGCAAAAUAAAUAGCUUAAUUUUAAAA